Messenger RNA from Drosophila teissieri, 769 nucleotides. RefSeq lists its product as uncharacterized. Lineage: Eukaryota; Metazoa; Arthropoda; Insecta; Diptera; Drosophilidae. The record is from RefSeq and is a predicted model, not a curated record. The transcript has a single exon. Bases 92 to 754 code for a protein of 220 amino acids.
CUAAGAGUAGGCUGUUAAAAAAUUCGAAUGUCGAAACGGAAUUUAACAAACUGAAUACAUUGUGCAUCGCGAAAACGUAACUAAGCCGGAGAUGGUGAGCGCGAGAGCGAUUGUGGCUAGUGGUGUGCUGAACAUCCUGGGCAUAUCCUUUUUCGUGGCCCAGCCAAAGGAUCAAUGCUCGCCAGCUCCGCCCGUUGGACAGUACAUCUGCCUACUGGCCAUACUGCUGCUGUUUUGGGACUCAGACAUGAUUCCCAAGAAAUUGAAACCGUUUUCACCAAGGAUUUUUGCCUGCGGAGAUCUUGCACUCACGAUCUUCUUCACCGAACUAAUCCUGCUGGUGGGAUGGUGUGGCCUCGAGAGGAUGACCUACCGCACUGUCUACUUUGUGUGCCGCGGUAGAUCUGGUUGCAAUUACGCACUGAUGACGUUGUGCACCAUCUUAAGUGGCGUGGCAUCACUGUUUAUUGUGCUUGCGGUGAUCACUCACCGCAAGAUUAAGGACAUUGCCGGACCAGUGUUCGAUUUCAUUCAUGUUGUGCGCACCUUUGUGUGGGGCGCCAUUUACUUUUGCCAAUUGACUCGGCAGGAGCGUAUGCUAUCAGUACACGCAUUCGAGGCUCAAUUGCGCUACAGGACUCGACGGGACAUACAACCAGGUGAACCUACUGUUGGUGUCCAGGAUUCCGAGAAUCAAAUGGACGACGGAAAAUCGGCACCAGAACCGGAAAUCGUUCAGGAGUUGUCCCCGUAAAUUGUUUAUUAUUUA